AUGUUUCCUUCAUUUCCUCUUUCUUUCCUUCCCUUCCUCUUUCUUUCCUUCCCUUCCUCUUUCUUUCCUUCAUUUCCUCUUCCUUUCCGCUUCCUUUCCUUUCUUUCCUUCCCUUCCUCUUUCUUUCCUUCCCUUCCUCUUUCUUUCCUUCCCUUCCUUCAUUUCCUCUUUCUUUCCUUCAUUUCCUCUUUCUUUCCUUCAUUUCCUCUUUCUUUCCUUCAUUUCCUCUUUCUUUCCUUCAUUUCCUCUUCCUUUCCGCUUUCUUUAAAGGAACUUUCUUUCCUUCCCUUCCUCUUUCUUUCCUUCAUUUCCUCUUCCUUUCCGCUUCUUUUCCUUCCUUUCCUUCAUUUCCUCUUUCUUUCCUUCACGUCCUCUUUCUUUCCUUCAUGUCCUUCACUUCAUCUUUCUUUCCUUCAUUUCCUCUUCCUUUCCGCUUCCUUUCCUUCCUUUCCUUCAUUUCCUCUUUCUUUCCUUCAUUUCCUCUUUCUUUCCUUCAUUUCCUCUACCUUUCCGCUUUCUUUCCUUCCCUUCCUCUUUCUUUCCUUCAUUUCCUCUUCCUUUCCGCUUCCUUUCCUUUCUUUCCUUCAUUUCCUCUUUCUUUCCUUCAUUUCCUCUUUCUUUCCUUCAUGUCCUUCAAUUCAUCUUUCUUUCCUUCUAUGA
Messenger RNA from Acanthosepion pharaonis, 660 nucleotides. NCBI's taxonomy places the organism in Eukaryota, Metazoa, Mollusca, Cephalopoda, Sepiida, Sepiidae. The record is from the annotation of a GenBank genome assembly.